GAUUUUUAGGGUGACAUGUCAUUGUUAGGCCGAAAAUCAAAAGGGAGAAGAAGGAAAAGGCAGGGGGAGAAGAGGGGAAAGUACCAAGCCAGCUAGGAAGCGAGGAAGCAGAGAUGCCAACCGCAAGGUGCUGCGACCUCUGCUCAUGAGCUAAUCGUGGCGACGACAGCGCAGAAGCCCCGUCAAGGUCAAGGCCGCCUAUGGAUGGGGAUCAGAGGAGGCAAGCCGCCGCCGUGGUCACCGUCGCACGGGCGGCGCGCGCGCGGGACAGCCGGGCGCGGCGCCUGAUCGCCUGGCUGCAGCUUCUCUUCCGGGCGUUCGUUCAGAGGUACGGCACGCUCGCGAGCUGGGACGCGGCGGGGCGCCCCGUGCUUGUCGUCGCCGCGGCAUUCUUCCUCCAGCGGACCCUGCGGCGCCGGUACCUGUCAUGGAAGGAGUCGUCGCGGCUGCGGCGGACGGCCGCGGCCGUCACCGUGCAGGCGGCCGUCAGGGCCAUGGCGGCUCGCCGCGAGCUCUCGCUCCGGAAGCAGAUCAGAGCAGCCACGCGCAUCCAGGCGCAAUGGCGUGCGUACCGGGCAGUGUGGAGCUACCUGAUGACGAAGAGAGCAGCCCUGAUCUGCCAGCGUGCUUGGAGGCAGGGCAUUGCGAGAAGGGAGCUCAGGAAGCUCAGACUGGAGAUUCUUGAGAGGGAGAUGCAGGAUGAGAUGUGCAGGCUGCGUGAAAUGGUGGACGUACUCCAGCAGGCCGUCAAUGACGCCGAGACGAGGGCCCUCAACGAGAGGGAGGCGGCGAAGAAGGCGAUUACGGAGUCGGAAGCGGCCCCGGUGAUCAAGGAUACCGUGGUGAUGGUCGAGGACACCGAGAAGGUUAACUCGUUGAACGCAGAAGUUGACCGGCUGAAGGAUCUGCUGGGAGCUGAAAUGAAGGAAACGUUUGCCGCGAAGAAGGCGCUUGCUGAAGCUGAAUUGAGGAAUGAGAAACUGGCUAGGUGGCUUGGAGUUGAGGAGGUUAAGAACAAACGGCUGCAAGAUUCCCUGAAAAGGAUGGAGAAGAAGGCUUCCAAUCUAGAUGAAGAAAACAAAAUGCUUCGACAGGCUGUUGCAUCAAUUCCUACUAUCAAGUCACCAUUGACUGAAAACCGUGAAACGCCUAAUAUUCAGGAAAGUCCUGAUAAUGAGAAAACACCAAAUGGUGCAGUGAAGCCCAUCAUAGUAGAUAGGGAGGGUACUAUCCAUGAGAAGAGUGCUGAACAACCUAGCUCAAAUGGCCAUGAAGCUGAGAAGCAACAGCAAGAUCUUCUGAUCAAGUGUCUAUCUGAAGAUCUGGGCUUCUCGAUCGGCAGGCCUAUUGCUGCCUACCUCAUCUACCGAUGUCUGGUCCAUUGGAAAUCAUUUGAAGAGGAGAGGACCCCAGUCUUUGAUCGGAUUAUUCAGAAGAUUACUGCUGCCCUUGAGGGUCGAGACAACAAUGACACAUUAGCAUAUUGGCUGUCCAAUUCAUGCACACUGCUGGUUCUUCUCCAAAGGACACUGAAAAUCAACGGGGUAGCUGCUUUGGCUCGUCAGAGGCGAAGAGCAUCGCCUCUUAAGGUUCCACAGGAAAACCAAGAUGCUAGUCAUCCUGACCGUACAGUUUCUGAUGGACGGUUUAUCAGCGGGCUAGCUGAAGUUUACCAGGUUGAGGCCAAAUAUCCAGCUAUUGCAUUCAAGCAGCAGCUCACAGCAUUGUUGGAGAAGGUCUAUGGGAUAAUCAGGCACAAUCUGAAGAAGGAACUGUCCCCACUUCUCAGCCUGUGUAUUCAGGCACCAAGAACAUUUGUUGUCAGUCCAAGGGGAUCAUGUUCUCAAGGAACAGAUUUGGCACAGCAGGCUUCCAUGGCACAUUGGCAGAGCAUCAUCAAAAUCCUCACAAAUUCUCUCAAUAUCUUGAAAUCAAAUUAUGUGCCGGCAUUCCUGAUUUGCAAGUUGUUCACUCAAGUUUUUUCUUUUAUCAAUGUGCAACUUUUUAACAGUCUCCUGCUACGGCGCGAGUGCUGUUCGUUCAGUAAUGGAGAAUAUGUCAAAGCUGGACUUGAUGAGCUAGAGCACUGGUGCUUUUGGCUGACUGAAGAGUAUGCUGGCUCUGCCUGGGAUGAGCUGAAGCAUAUUAGGCAAGCAGUCACACUCUUGAUACUCGAAGAGAAGCACAGCAGGAGUCUCACAGAGAUCACAGACGACUUUUGCCCAGUGCUGAGCAUGCAGCAACUGUACCGGAUCAGUACGAUGUAUUGUGAUGACAAGUAUGGAACCCUGGGCAUUCCACAAGAAGUCAUCUCAAGCAUGCGGACCAAGAUGAUCGAGGGCUCUAGCAGUCCAUCCGCGCACGACGAUAUCAACUCGUUCUUGUUAGACGAUGACUUCAGCAUACCGUUCUCCGUUGACGACAUUGCCAAGCUGAUGGUGCACGUGGACAUGGCAGACAUGGACCUCCCGCCACUGAUUCAGGAGAGCAACGGCUCGAAACUGGGACACUGAAAUGAGCGGCGAACUGAUCGACAAUACACUUCUUCUUUUUUCGUGUUGCAGUGAUGUACAUAGCGAGUGAUAUACGAUAUACCACAGUUUUGAGAUUUGAGUUCUGAUUGCAUAUACGGUUUUGUUUUUUUCUUCUUCGGUUGGUCUUCGUUUGUCUUCCCCCUGGGUGAGUCCCUGGUUGGCUUGCGUGUGCAUGAUUGUACAGAACUGAGCUGGCAUGAAAUGGAAACAAAGAAGGACUUUGUGCUUGAUUUUUCAGAAGAGUAGUAGA
Messenger RNA from Panicum virgatum (switchgrass), 2784 nucleotides. Its product is annotated as myosin-17-like. The record is from RefSeq and is a predicted model, not a curated record. Lineage: Eukaryota; Viridiplantae; Streptophyta; Magnoliopsida; Poales; Poaceae. Gene Ontology annotation, biological process: actin filament organization. Bases 201 to 2513 code for a protein of 770 amino acids. The transcript is spliced from 19 exons. Gene Ontology annotation, molecular function: protein binding.